Hevea brasiliensis (rubber tree) is the source of this 2601-nucleotide messenger RNA. Its product is annotated as probable amino-acid acetyltransferase NAGS2, chloroplastic. The transcript is spliced from 10 exons. Gene Ontology annotation, cellular component: cytoplasm. Gene Ontology annotation, biological process: L-arginine biosynthetic process. NCBI's taxonomy places the organism in Eukaryota, Viridiplantae, Streptophyta, Magnoliopsida, Malpighiales, Euphorbiaceae. Gene Ontology annotation, molecular function: L-glutamate N-acetyltransferase activity, acting on acetyl-CoA as donor. Bases 263 to 2083 code for a protein of 606 amino acids. The record is from RefSeq and is a predicted model, not a curated record.
UACAUGCCAUUGGAAUUUUCUCAUAUUAUUGAGCAUAAUUCUUUUCACCUCCCUAAAAUCUACAACAGUUAAUGAUCUGCCACUCACUGCCAUUGUAGAUGCGGAAUGUUUGGUGGCAGAGAAAACUCCAUCCCAUUAUAUGAUAAUGAGGUAUUAUAUGCUUAACUCCAUCCCAUUAUGAGGUAUUAUAUGUGUAUGCGACCUGUCUCCGUUCUUAUGAGUCAUCCAUCCUCCUCACAGUGCUAAAGAAAAGAGAAAAACCAUGGCCACGUUCCUAUCCAGGUCCAGGUCGUGGAUUUCUCUGCAAAAUCAUGCAGAAACUAGCUCUUCAUCAUGUCACAGCACACCAAAUCUCCUCGGUUACAACCACCUAAAAGAUGUGUUCUGUCACGGCUUGAAACUGAGGAGAAAUUUUGGAAGAAAAGAGUUGGUGGGGGUGGGGAAAGCGUGCAGGUGUAGUAGAAGCUGCAGUGGCAGCGGUAUUUCAGAGGAUGACCGGAGAUUUUUGGAGGUGCUGAGGGAAGUUCAGCCUCAUAUUUUCUUGCAUAGAGGCACUACAUUUGUCGUUGUCUUAUCUGGGGAGCUUGUUCAUAGUCCUUACUUGGACGACUCGCUCAGGGAUAUAGCAUUCCUUCAUCAUCUGGGAAUCAGGUUUGUGCUUGUCCCGGGGACCCAUGUUCAAAUUGAUAACCUGUUGGCCGAGAGAGGGCAUGAGCCUAAAUAUUUUGGUCAAUACAGAAUAACCGACUCCGAGGCUCUAGCUGCAUCAAUGGAGGCAGCUGGAAAGAUUCGCAUGAUGAUAGAGGCAAAACUCUCUCCUGGGCCUUCCGUAUGUAAUAUCCGUAGACAUGGUGACAGUAGUCGUUUGCAUGAUGUUGGUGUCAGUGUUGCCAGUGGUAAUUUUCUUGCCGCCAAGAGAAGAGGAGUUGUUGGUGGCGUUGAUUUUGGAGCAACUGGUGAAGUAAAGAAAGUAGAUGUUACUCGCAUGCGUGAAAGGCUUGAUGGUGGUUGUAUAGUUCUAUUGAGCAACCUGGGCUAUUCUAGCUCUGGAGAAGUUCUAAAUUGCAACACGUAUGAAGUUGCUACAGCAUGUGCCCUGGCUAUUGAGGCAGAUAAGCUUUUAUGCAUUGUAGAUGGUCCAAUUCUUGAUGAGAGUGGACACCUUAUUCGCUUCUUGGCUAUUGACGAAGCAGAUAUGUUGAUUCGUGAGCGAGCUAAGCAAAGUGAGAUAGCAGCUCACUAUGUGAAAGCUGUUGGCAAAGAAGAUUUUUCUUCUUUCGAACACAAUGAUUCUGUUAGAGUUUCCCUUAUGUCACAGAAUGGUAAGCCUCUUAGUGGAAGGCAUAGUGCUACCUUCCAGAAUGGUGUUGGCUUUGACAAUGGGAAUGGGUUAUCUGGGGAACAAGGUUUUGCCAUUGGAGGUCAUGAACGGCAAAGUCGAUCAAAUGGGUACCUUUCAGAAUUAGCUGCAGCAGCUUUUGUUUGUAAAGGAGGUGUUCAAAGAGUACAUCUUUUAGAUGGGACAAUCGGUGGGGUUCUAUUGUUGGAACUUUUUAAAAGAGAUGGGAUGGGGACAAUGGUGGCUAGUGAUGUUUAUGAAGGAACUCGGAUGGCAAUGGUGACAGAUCUCUCAGGAAUAAAACGAAUCGUACAACCUUUAGAAGAUUCUGGUGUAUUGGUGCAACGGACUGAUGAAGAGCUGCUUAAAACUUUGGAUUCAUUUGUUGUUGUGGAAAGAGAAGGUCAAAUCAUUGCUUGUGCUGCUCUUUUCCCUUUCUUUGAGGAGAAAUGUGGAGAAGUUGCGGCUAUUGCAGUGUCUCCUGAGUGCCGUGGACAAGGACAGGGAGACAAAUUGCUUGAUUUCAUUGAGAAGAAAGCCUCCUCCCUAAAUUUGGAAAUGCUCUUUCUGCUUACAACCCGUGCAGCAGACUGGUUCAAGAGGCGUGGCUUCUCAGAAUGUUCAAUUGAUACGAUACCAGAGAAAAGGAGGAAGAAGAUCAAUCUAUCCCGUAAUUCCAAGUAUUAUAUGAAGAAGUUGCUGCCUAAUACAAGUGGAAUAACUGUUAAUAGGGCAUUUAGUUAAGGAUUGGCAUCCUACAAAGGUUAUGUGUUUACUGACGUUAGUUAAAAUAUAUAUAUAUUUUUUUUGUUUUUGAGAGGGGCAGAAUAGAGGGGAAAUUUUUGUAGGCAUCUUGAAUGAGUUUGGCGCCUGAUUUAUCUCUUUGGUUAGAAGGUUGAACAAAUCGUAAAUCAGAAGGUUGGUUGCUGUGUCUUCCUCGUGAUUCUUUAUGACUGUGAAGUUGGUAUUCAAGACAAAAAUCUUGAUGCAACAGCCCAACGCAAAUACACGACAAAGUUAGCUAGUUCAGAUAAAAUUUUUGAUGAAAUUUGUAGUAUUUAGUAAACAAGGUAGUUGUGAGGAUCUCUAUGCUAUAGCCAUUUGUUGGACUGUUGUAGUGGGAUAGCGUUUCCAUAGAUACAUUAUUAAAUUAAGGAGCAAUGGGAUCACACAAAAAUCUCUGUUGUAGUGUUGUCAACUUUCUUCAGUUUUUGUAUGGUGACACUAAUUCUAAUUAAGCAGUGUUAUGUAAUUUUCAGAUA